UUUGCGAUACGGAGGACGAGGAGCCAUUACUGGUGUCAACAUUGAUGCUUGUUUGUCGCUAUUGGAAGGAUGUCGUUGUCAAUACCCCGGAGUUAUGGUCUAAUGUUGCAGUCAGUACUCAUGAUUCCUUGGAGAAGGCAAGUCGAAAGCUGGCGCGAUCAAAAUCCGUUCCCCUUGAUAUCACCAUCAACUUCAGCCCCAGAGCCGAGCAUGCUAGCGGGGUUACUGAGAAUGUCAUCCACGCUAUGGACCUUAUACGCCCCGCUCUCUGGCGCGCACGGUCUCUUCGCCUCAGCGUACCCAACAGGCCUCAAGCGCAUGCUGCACUCUUGCGCUGCCAGGAGGAUGCGCCACUUCUCGAGUCAUUGUCUAUUCGUAUAUUUCACUCAAUGCAGGAAGACCAUUAUUCCAGCCCUCGCCUUCCUCUUUUCAACGGUCAUACCCCUCGACUUCGUUCGUGCUCAUUCACAUCGUUUAACUUUGGAUGGGAUACGAGAGUUGUAUCGGGAUUGCGAGUAUUGCAGCUUUGCGGGUAUUGGAAUCGAUUUUCUCCAUCAGUGGAGAUUAUCCUUGACAUCCUCCGAGGAUGUCCAGGUUUAGAGGAACUUGCCCUUCGCAACAUGUCCGAUAUCGAACAGGAGAGCUUGCCUUUUGAGCAGGAAUUCGCCACGACUAAAGUAUUACAACUUCCCCGACUGAAGAAAGCUUCUUUCUACUACGCGGGCAUAAUGCGAACGCGUAUGUUACUCAGCCAGAUAUCCUUCCCUAUGCUCGAGUCGCUGGAUUUCUGUUACCUGGACAAUCUUACCCCUGUACUCGAGCACCUCAGACAGCAAUCGUUGACAUCGCUUCCUCUCCGCUACCUUCGAGUGGAGUCCAGCUUUUUCAAUGAACAGAAAUUCGUGAUUCUCCUACGACGCCUCACGUCCCUGGUCAAUCUAGAACUGAUUGACAUGGAGGACGUAUCGUGUUAUCUCUUGAAGAAUCUUUCAACUCCGCCUACCGCUCAUCCUUGGAUUUGCCCUAAGCUAGAAACACUGAAUUUAGACGGUUGUACUGGUCUCGAGUGGGACGCACUACGUGGUUUUAUCGAAUCUCGCUUAUCCACCCGAUACCAGCAUGCUUCUUUGUCACCGACUUCGGUUCCUCGAUCUACAUCUACCGCAUCUGCAUCUGCACACAUCCAUGCCCUUGCAUUCAGUCGGGCCAAUAGUCCCGUGCCUUUAUCAUCACCGUAUCGCCUGAGAUCAAUCGAUGUAACACGCUGCCACCAAAUCGGUAAAGAGAUGGUGCAGUGGCUUAGGAUGUAUGUCAGCGAUGUCAAGUGUGAGCCAGCGAAGGGUGUAUGGGGUGAACCGGUUUUACCCUGAAGGCAGACCAGGUUGGUCUGUUAGUUGUAUCAUCUCAUAUUUUAGACUUUGGUUUACUGUAAAAGGUUUUCGUAUUUCUCAUUUGUGUACAUGCACAGUUGUGCCCCCCACGACACUGAUGAUUUUAAGAUUGUUACUUAUAUGUUGGAAGAAUGUUAUCACUGCAAGUAUUUAGGGUGUAUGUAUAUUGUGACAUUCGUCUAGUAUAACACGAAUCUGUUGGUUCAUUGGUUCAAGUAUGCCAGAAGUUGUUUCCGUUUAUCUUCCUCUUUCUUUCGAAUUCUCUCAAAGCCUCUUUUGCCUCUUCCAACCUCGGCCUUCUUUCUGCGCAACUCUUCCGCAGCUUUCACAUGGGCUGCCAUAGCUGCAGCUCCAUGAGUUACACGUUUCCUGGAUUCUUUGUAGGGUCCCAUGGUCUUGGCCUUCAGACCAAUACCAAGACGAUCGGAUUUCAGUAUGGUGGGUAGUGGCGUCAGCAACGAUUUCUGGGAAUAAGGGGACUGCACUUCGGUCAAUGAAGGCUCUCUGGAAUUCAACGAGGUAUUUUGAGAUGUCACACAUGAGACAAAGUUGAAGUCAUCUUCAGAGCCAGAGUCGUCGACAUCAGAAUCGGACAGAGUCAGGUCAAUGAUUUCCGUUUUACUAAGCUCCUGAACUUCAUCGAGCAGCUCGCUCGUGGCUUCUUCCUGCUUUAAUGCAGUUGGUCUAGCUUCAAUUGUUCGUCUCCCGGAGGGCAAUCUCGUCUCUAGCUCCUCGGUAACUGGUAACCGCUCCAGGGAAUGUCGAUGAACAUGAGCCCCCACACCUUCACCUUCCCUCCAUCCACUGCGCUGCAGCAUUGAAAAGCCCCUAUUGGACGGCCCCAACGCCAGCCAAACUGGAGGAGUGUAACGUCUUUCGGUAGAGGUUGGAGGUGGGUCUCGAGCGAGUAUAUCAGCUAGUGUAGGGGGUGGUGUGCUAGGCGUAGUAGAAAGCUCCGAUUGUAUUGCCCGUAUUAUGAACCAAUUGUUCUUAUUUCUCUUCUCCUUUUUUGCACUGGGAAGUUCUCGGGGAAUACUAGAAGAUCUUGGCGGAGGAGGGAGAAGAAUCGGGUCUGCUGAAGAGUUGUCCAACACGGGUCUAGUACCUCCAGCAGUCAAAGAUCUGUACCACCCCGCUAAAUCAUUCUGCGAUACAGUAUUCUCAGGAUGCGCGAGUGUUCUACCAACAUUGUCCUCCCUUUCCCAUUCGCUAUAUGCUAUUGUCGCAGGUACGAAAUUUGGUGCUGCUGCAAGACGGCGAUGAGCUGAAAAGGAUGAUUCGGUCUGCCAAGGAUCGUCAUUGUCUUGUCCUGUCUCUCUUUCUACUUCUUCACGGUCCUUUGGAUCGUAAUGAGAGUAUAUGUGAUGCGUUAUAGUCGCCAUCGUCGUUAUCGACCAGUGUUGGUACAGAAACCC
Molecule: messenger RNA, 2806 nt
Organism: Serpula lacrymans var. lacrymans S7.9
Lineage: Eukaryota; Fungi; Basidiomycota; Agaricomycetes; Boletales; Serpulaceae
Exons: 3
Coding region: 45-1370 (441 amino acids)
Source: RefSeq, a predicted model, not a curated record